GAUGUUGCCUGUCUCCAUUUUCUUGCAAGCUGAUCCGCUGUGAAUCUCCUAGGAAACUGAUAGCGUACCUUGGAACAACUUGUGCUUCAGUUCUCUCUAAAUGGUACUGCCAAUGUCCUCUCUCCGCCAACCUGAAAGAUACCUCGCGAUCGAAGUUUGUAUUGACUCGGUAGAGUCCGCUAUCUCCGCCGUUCGCGGCGGUGCCGAUAGACUGGAGCUAUGCGGUAACCUUGCACUUGGUGGUGGUACGACGCCAAGUCUCGGUCUCUUCAAGAUGAUAAGACAAGCUACCCUUAAUGUCCCAGUUAUGGUGAUGAUUCGUCCGCGUACUGGAGAUUUUUGCUAUACUGAGGAUGAAGUCAACAUUAUGAUCGAAGACAUCCGUGUUUUCAAAGAGGAGGGCGCAUCCGGCAUAGUAUUCGGCAUUCUGACAAAGGAGGGCUCAAUCGACACAGCCCGUACCACGAGACUGGCUCGGGUGGCGUCGCCGAUGCAAGUCUGCUUCCACAGAGCAUUUGACAUGACGCCGAACCUCCUCACAGCACUCCACGAUGUCCGUACCAUCCCGCAUAUUACGCGGAUUCUGACGAGCGGUGGCUCUCCAACCAUCGACGUCAGCACGCUUCAGACAAUCCUACAGGCUGCUUCCGACAGCCCGAAAGGAGACCAUCGUAGUUCGCCGACGAUUCUCCCCGUAUCUGGAAUCAACGCUUCGACUGUGAAGCCGCUCUUAGACGCCCUUCUCCCAACUCUCUCUGAGAUCCACCUCAGCGCUGGCAGGUGGAUCCCGAGCAAGAUGGAGUAUCAUCGAGACGGAAUGGGGAUGGGGAUCGAAGACGGAGAAUGGGCUGUAUGGCGUACAAGCGAGGAACACGUCCGCGAAGUGAGAAGGAUAGUGGAUUCGAUGUGUACGCAAGAUGCACAAGGGAUGUCGUAAGGAGAUACUGGACUUGUACGCGUCGAGCAAGCCAGAGUAAAUGCUGACAUACGUACUAUAGGUUCUCGUAC
Messenger RNA from Laetiporus sulphureus 93-53, 1008 nucleotides. RefSeq lists its product as uncharacterized. The transcript is spliced from 8 exons. Lineage: Eukaryota; Fungi; Basidiomycota; Agaricomycetes; Polyporales; Laetiporaceae. The record is from RefSeq and is a predicted model, not a curated record. Bases 101 to 937 code for a protein of 278 amino acids. Gene Ontology annotation, molecular function: copper ion binding.